AUGUUACAGAGUUUAUGGGAUUAGUUGUGCUCCGGAAGAGGACUGCGCCUCCGAAAGUCCAUCAUCGCUUUCUCUCUCUUCCACAAAAACACACAGAGAACGCAAGAGUGAGUGUGAGAGAGAGAACAUUGGUGUGAGUGAGUGGAAUAGAAUCAAGAAUCGAAUCGAGGGAGUAGGAGAAAAAGGAGGAGGGGCAGAAAAGAGACCGGACUGUUUUUAAGUUUGUGUCGUGGAGUUAGUUAUAUGGGGGGAGGGACAUUCGUGGAUGGUGUUCGUCGCUGGUUUCAACGUCGCUCCUCUUUUGUUUCUUCCAAUAUUAGUAAUAGCAAUGAGCAAAACCCGGAUGCAGUUUUGAGGGAAAUACAAGAACAAGAAGAGGAAGACGGGCUUAAGAUUGUUGAAGACUUUGAUAUCUCCGGACUCAAGUUAAUCAAAGUCCCUAAGCGGGUUUAUUUCCCUGUUUCAACUUCCACCAUGGAUCCCCACAAAAAGAGUAAUUUGGAAACUGAAUUCUUCACAGAGUACGGUGAAGGGAGUCGAUAUCAGGUUCAAGAAGUUGUAGGCAAAGGUAGUUAUGGUGUUGUGGGUUCUGCAAUUGACACCCAUACUGGAGAGAGAGUUGCAAUAAAAAAGAUAAAUGACGUAUUCGAGCAUGUUUCUGAUGCCACACGUAUUCUCAGAGAAAUCAAACUCCUUCGGCUGCUUCGCCAUCCUGAUAUUGUUGAAAUAAAGCAUAUAAUGCUUCCUCCUUCUCGGAGAGAAUUUCGAGAUAUUUAUGUUGUUUUUGAAUUGAUGGAAUCUGACCUUCACCAAGUAAUUAAGGCAAAUGAGGACCUCUCGCCUGAGCAUUAUCAGUUUUUCCUAUAUCAGCUUCUGCGUGGCUUGAAGUAUAUUCACACAGCAAAUGUGUUUCACCGAGAUUUAAAGCCAAAGAAUAUACUUGCUAAUGCUGACUGUAAGUUGAAGAUCUGUGAUUUUGGCCUGGCACGUGUGUCAUUUAAUGAUGCCCCAUCUGCAAUAUUUUGGACUGAUUAUGUUGCAACUCGGUGGUAUCGGGCUCCUGAGUUAUGCGGUUCCUUCUUCUCUAAAUAUACUCCUGCUAUUGAUAUUUGGAGCAUUGGUUGUAUAUUUGCUGAGAUGCUUACUGGGAAACCAUUGUUUCCUGGCAAAAAUGUUGUCCACCAGUUAGAUUUGAUGACAGAUUUGUUGGGCACUCCUCCUCCGGAAUCUAUUGCAAGGAUCAGAAAUGAAAAGGCGAGGAGAUAUCUUAGCAGUAUGCGGAAGAAACAACCUGUUCCAUUUGCACAGAAAUUUCCCAAUGUUGACCCUUUGGCACUCCGCUUACUGGAACGGCUGCUUGCAUUUGAUCCUAAAGAUAGACCAACUGCUGAAGAAGCAUUGGGUGAUCCCUACUUUCGUGGGCUGGCAAAUAUUGGCCGUGAACCAUCGACUCAACCGAUAUCGAAGCUUGAGUUUGAAUUUGAGCGGAGAAAACUAACUAAAGAUGAUGUUAGAGAGCUGAUUUAUAGAGAGAUCCUAGAGUAUCACCCUCAGAUGCUUCAGGAAUACCUCCGUGGUGGAGAGCAGACUAGUGGCUUUAUGUACCCAAGUGGCGUUGAUCGGUUCAAGCGACAGUUUGCCCAUCUUGAAGAGCACUAUGGUAAAGGUGAAAAAAGCAGUCCUCUACAACGGCAGCAUGCUUCAUUACCCAGAGAACGGGUCCCUGUGCCCAAAGAUGAAGCUCCUAAUGAUAACGAUUUUGAGAAGCGAACUUCAGCUUCUGUUGCUACGACUCUUGAGAGUCCCCCAGGAGAAGGAUCACAAAAUGCUAAUGGAAAUGCACAGAAUAAGGGGAGUACUCGUAGUUUGUUAAAGAGUGCAAGUAUCAGUGCUUCUAAGUGUGUGGGUGUUAAAGCAAAAAAAGAUACAGAGGAAGAACCCAUAGACGAAGAGGCAGAUGAGUUGUCUGAGAAAGUUGCCGCUCUCUAUGCUUGAUCUUUAAGCUCCAGUUUGACUUCACGCGGAUGGUACUACAUCAUUUCUGCCCUUUUACGGCCCAUUAUAUGUAGGAUCUGCUGGCUUCUUACUUCGUCGGCAGACCAUUGCAGCCCUAUAUAUAUAUAUGUAGAAUUGGGAUUAAUUUACAGAUUAGGAAGGAGAAUUGUUUUCCUUGAGUUGAUGGGAGUAGCAGAUGUUGUACCGUAACUCGUGUCUUUGUAGCUUUUUUAAGUAAAAGCAUAUGUUGAUUAAUAGGGGGUUGUACAGAAGUGAUCACUACUAUCCUUGUGCAUUUCAAUACCAUCUCUAUGUACUGUGAAAUCCCCUUUUCUAUGACAUUUUUUUGGUUGCUCUCCACUUCGUU
Messenger RNA from Sesamum indicum (sesame), 2362 nucleotides. RefSeq names its product mitogen-activated protein kinase 9. The record is from RefSeq and is a predicted model, not a curated record. Gene Ontology annotation, biological process: protein phosphorylation. Lineage: Eukaryota; Viridiplantae; Streptophyta; Magnoliopsida; Lamiales; Pedaliaceae. Gene Ontology annotation, molecular function: MAP kinase activity; ATP binding.